Messenger RNA from Aspergillus puulaauensis, 1293 nucleotides. Its product is annotated as serine hydrolase domain-containing protein. Bases 1 to 1293 code for a protein of 430 amino acids. The record is from RefSeq and is a predicted model, not a curated record. NCBI's taxonomy places the organism in Eukaryota, Fungi, Ascomycota, Eurotiomycetes, Eurotiales, Aspergillaceae. The transcript is spliced from 7 exons.
AUGGAAACCCUGGACAACAUCCUCGACAACGCUACAGACCCCACGACAGGAAUCCUCCACGGUGCGGUUUUCAUCGCCGUCGACAGAUCAGGAAAGACAAUCUACAGCCGCGCCUCCGGGCAAGACCGGCUCGACAUUGCUAGUGCAAAGCUCCUCCAGCUCGACUCGCUAUACUGGAUUGCGUCGAUGACGAAACUCGUCACGGCUAUUGCGGCUAUGCAGUUAGUUGAAAAGGGUGUUUUGGAUUUGGAUGAUGAUGUGAAGGAGAAGGUCGAGGAGUUGAGGAGUGUCAAGGUUUUGAGAGCAAUGAAGACUGAUUCCUCUUCGGGAAAAGAUCACCCAGUGCUUGACCCUGUUGAAGGGAAGAUUACACUGCGACAACUCCUAUGCCACACCUCAGGCUUCGUCUACGACUCCUCAUCACCUCUACUCCAGAAAUGGUCCAAGUCCCAGGGAAGAUCAGCGUAUACAUUCAGCGGAAGCAUGGAUGGCUAUACCCACCCAUUACUCUUCCAACCCGGCACCUCAUGGGGGUAUGGAGCCGGGCUUGACUGGGCUGGCCAAUUGAUCGAACGCGUAACAGGCUCGCCGCUCUCAAAAUACAUGCAAGAAAACAUCUUCUCCAAACUCGCUACCUCCUCAACAACAUUCCAUCAUCCUUCCGAUAACCGGGUUGCAACUCCUACUAAUAGUACCCAGCCUCCUCUCCUCGAAAUGGCCUAUCGAGCUCCCGCCUCAAAUACAAACAAGAGCACAACCACAACACCUGAACCACCCCUAACCCCAGCCCCCAUAAUCCUGCAGUACCCACUCAAACAGGAUCUCGGCGGCAUCGGUCUCUUCAGCACACCCGCCGACUUCACAUCCCUCCUCUCUUCCCUCCUCCGCGGCGGGGACUCCCUAUUCCGUCAGGGCAAGGAAAGCGUAAACCUCCUCUUCGCCCCGCAGUUAGGUCCGCAGUCCGAGUCCGCACAGGCACUCCCCAAAGGUUUGGGGCGGCAGAUGAGGCGGAUUUUGGGGGCAUCGUCUACUGAUACAGGUACUGUGGAUCACGCUCUAGCCGGUACGGUGACGACGAGGGACAUACCCGGCCGAAGAAGGGCAGGGAGUGUGAGUUGGAGUGGGUUGCCAAAUUUGCAUUGGUGGAUCGAUCGUGAUACGGGCAUUGCGGGUGCGCUGUUUACGCAGCUUAUGCCUCCUGCAGAUGCACGGGUUACAGAGCUUUUGAUUGAGCUUGAGAGGGCACUUUAUGGGGUGUUGGAUGGGGGGAUGAGAGGGGGUGUAAGGUUGUAG